Molecule: messenger RNA, 7552 nt
Organism: Mesocricetus auratus (golden hamster)
Lineage: Eukaryota; Metazoa; Chordata; Mammalia; Rodentia; Cricetidae
Gene: Vldlr
Product: very low density lipoprotein receptor
Exons: 19
Coding region: 210-2831 (873 amino acids)
Molecular function (GO): calcium ion binding; protein binding
Source: RefSeq, a predicted model, not a curated record
UGGCGGGGAGUAGAGCGUGCAAGUUGCAAGGAAAGGGUGCCCGCUCCUUCCGUGCUCACCGUGCUCCUGGUUCCUCACUCCUUCCCCCUCCUCUUUGCCUCCUCCCUCCCCGCCCCCACCUCCUUCCUCCUCUCCGAAGGGCUGGUAACUUGUUGUGCGGAGCGAACGGCGACAACGACGGCGGCGGCGGCACCAUCCGGGCGGGCAGCAUGGGCACGUCCGCGCGCUGGGCGCUGUGGCUGCUGCUCGCGCUGUGCUGGGCGCCCCGGGACAGCGGCGCCUCUGUAAGCGGGAAAAAAGCCAAAUGUGAUAAUUCCCAAUUCCAGUGCACAAAUGGCCGCUGCAUUACUCUGCUGUGGAAAUGUGAUGGAGAUGAAGACUGUGUUGAUGGCAGUGAUGAAAAGAACUGUGUGAAGAAGACAUGUGCUGAGUCUGACUUCGUGUGCAAAAACGGCCAGUGUGUUCCUAACAGAUGGCAGUGCGAUGGGGACCCUGACUGUGAAGAUGGUUCUGAUGAAAGCCCAGAACAGUGCCAUAUGAGAACAUGCCGCAUAAAUGAAAUCAGCUGUGGCGCCCGUUCUACUCAGUGUAUCCCAGUGUCCUGGAGAUGCGAUGGUGAAAGUGAUUGUGACAAUGGAGAAGAUGAAGAAAACUGUGGCAACAUCACAUGCAGUGCUGAUGAGUUCACGUGCUCCAGCGGCCGCUGCGUCUCCAGGAACUUUGUGUGCAAUGGCCAGGAUGACUGUGAUGAUGGCAGUGAUGAGCUGGACUGUGCACCACCAACCUGUGGUGCCCACGAGUUCCAGUGCAGCACCUCUUCCUGCAUCCCCCUCAGCUGGGUGUGUGACGACGAUGCAGACUGUUCCGACCAAUCAGAUGAGUCUCUUGAACAGUGUGGCCGCCAGCCGGUCAUACACAUGAAAUGUCCUGCCAGUGAGAUCCAGUGUGGCUCUGGCGAGUGCAUUCACAAAAAAUGGCGGUGUGACGGAGAUCCGGACUGCAAAGAUGGCAGUGACGAGGUCAACUGCCCUUCUCGGACCUGCAGACCUGACCAAUUUGAAUGUGAAGAUGGUAGCUGCAUCCACGGCAGCAGGCAAUGCAAUGGCAUCCGAGACUGUGUGGACGGCUCUGAUGAAGUCAACUGCAAAAAUGUCAAUCAGUGCUUGGGCCCUGGAAAGUUCAAGUGCAGAAGCGGGGAAUGCAUAGACAUGAGCAAAGUGUGUGACCAGGAGCAGGACUGCAGGGACUGGAGUGAUGAGCCCCUGAAGGAAUGCAAUAUCAAUGAGUGCUUGGUCAAUAACGGUGGCUGCUCCCAUAUCUGCAAAGACCUAGUUAUAGGCUAUGAAUGUGAUUGUGCAGCUGGGUUUGAACUGAUAGAUAAGAAAACCUGUGGAGAUAUUGAUGAAUGCCAAAAUCCGGGGAUCUGCAGUCAAAUUUGUAUCAACUUAAAAGGCGGUUACAAGUGUGAAUGUAGCCGUGGCUAUCAAAUGGACCUUGCCACUGGCGUGUGCAAGGCAGUAGGCAAAGAGCCAAGUCUGAUCUUCACUAAUCGAAGAGACAUCAGGAAGAUUGGCCUAGAGAGGAAAGAAUACAUCCAACUUGUAGAACAGCUAAGAAACACAGUGGCUCUGGAUGCUGACAUUGCAGCUCAGAAGCUGUUUUGGGCUGAUCUCAGCCAAAAGGCCAUCUUCAGUGCCUCAAUUGAUGACAAGGUUGGUAGACAUUUUAAAAUGAUCGACAAUGUCUAUAAUCCUGCAGCCAUUGCUGUUGAUUGGGUGUACAAGACCAUCUACUGGACUGAUGCGGCUUCUAAGACUAUUUCAGUAGCUACUCUAGACGGAGCCAAGAGGAAGUUCCUGUUUAACUCUGACUUGCGAGAGCCUGCCUCCAUAGCUGUGGACCCAUUGUCUGGCUUUGUUUACUGGUCUGACUGGGGCGAGCCAGCUAAAAUAGAAAAAGCAGGGAUGAACGGAUUUGACAGGCGCCCACUGGUGACUGACGACAUCCAAUGGCCUAAUGGAAUUACACUUGACCUUGUCAAAAGCCGCCUCUACUGGCUCGAUUCCAAGCUGCACAUGCUGUCUAGUGUGGACUUAGAUGGUCAAGAUCGGAGAAUAGUGCUCAAGUCUCUGGAGUUCCUAGCUCAUCCGCUUGCACUCACAAUAUUUGAGGAUCGUGUCUACUGGAUAGAUGGAGAAAAUGAAGCAGUGUAUGGUGCCAAUAAAUUCACUGGAUCAGAGCUGGCUACUCUAGUCAACAACCUCAAUGAUGCCCAAGACAUCAUUGUCUACCACGAACUUGUUCAGCCCUUAGGUAAAAACUGGUGUGAAGAAGAUACGCAGAAUGGAGGAUGUGAAUACCUCUGCCUACCAGCACCACAGAUUAGUGACCAUUCUCCGAAAUAUACCUGUUCCUGUCCCAAUGGGUACAAUCUUGAGGAAAAUGGACGAGAGUGUCAAAGUACUUCAACUCCUGUGACUUACAGUGAGACCAAAGAUAUCAACACAACAGACAUUCUACGUACUAGUGGACUGGUUCCUGGAGGGAUCAAUGUGACCACAGCAGUAUCAGAGGUCAGUGUUCCCCCAAAAGGAACUUCAGCUGCUUGGGCUAUCCUUCCUCUCUUGCUCUUGGUUAUGGCAGCAGUAGGUGGGUACUUGAUGUGGCGUAAUUGGCAACAUAAAAACAUGAAAAGCAUGAACUUUGACAAUCCUGUGUACUUAAAGACCACUGAAGAGGACCUCUCAAUAGACAUUGGUAGACACAGUGCUUCUGUCGGACACACGUACCCAGCCAUAUCAGUUGUCAGCACAGAUGAUGAUCUGGCUUGACCUCUGUACAAGUCUGAACCAGUAGCACCCCACUCCGGAACGGUAACCGAGCCAGCGCUGAAGUCUCCUUUCUUCUGCCCAUCUGGAAGAACAUCGAGAUAUCUUUCCGUGGAUCAAGUUUGUGUGCUUGAACAUUUUUAUAUCACUUUUGUAAAUAUUCUUGGCCACACUCUACUUCAGCUUUGGAUGUGGUUACCAAGUAUCUGUAACCCUUGAAUCUCUAGACAGUAUUGCCAUCUCUGGCCAAAUAUGCACUUUCCCUAGAAAGCCAUAUUCCAGCAAUGAACCUUGUGCUAUAGUGACCCCCACCUGUACAUACAUUGUAUAGGCCACCUGUACAUAUCCCAGAGAACAAUCACUAUUCUUAAGCACUUUGAAGAUAUUUCUAUGUAAAUUAUUGUAAACUUUUUCAAUGGUUGGGACAAUGGCAAUAGGAUAAAACGGGUUACUAAGAUGAAAUUGCCAAAAAAAAUUUGUAAACUAGUUUUGUACGUAUAAAUGAAAUCUUUGACCUCUGUGGAGGUUUGCAAAGACUGACUUCAAACUACUGUACAUUUUUUUUCAAGUGCUAAAAAAUUAAAACACACAGCUUAACUAUGGUUUUGAUUAUUCCUCUAAGAUGGACUGGGAACAGCCUGUGUAUCACCAAAUGUUCUAAACAUCUGAGCUAUAGCUCUUGGUGUUAUAUACCUAGCCCAUAAUUGGCUAGUAUCUUUUACAACCAAGUACUAAUUAAAGAAAUGGGUACCAUUUAAUAUUUGUUCCCCCAAAUUUAUCACCUUCCUUUCCUUCCUUCCUUCCUUCCUUCCUUCCUUCCUUCCUUCCUUCCUUCCUUCCUUCCUUCUUUCCUGGCCUCAAGUUUGCAAUGCUCCUGCUUCAACUUCCUAACUUCUGGGAUUACAUGUCUGCACCAUGACACCCAGCCCACAUAUUUCUUAUUUUAUAAAAGACACUGUCUACCAAGAAUUCCUUUUGCUCACAGAAGGUUCCUUUUUCCUAUUUUUUCACAGUGAUCUAGAAACACUUGCUAAGAUUCUCAUAAGUUCUCAUGCUUUGUGUCCAUGUUCUGUCAUCAUUGUAGGUCAAAGACAAGUGCCUUCUACGGCAUGGUGAAAGGGUUAUUCUUAUGACAGCCUGACUUGUCUUACCAUGAAGAUGGGUAGGAAGGAUGGUAGGCAGCAUCGGUGUUGAACAAUCAAAGUUGUGGCUCUCAGAAUGCCCCAGGAACAGCAAUAUCAGCUGCUAGGCACUUAACAGAGAUGAAGAUUCUUGGGUCUCACCCCAAACCUACUUAAUCAGAAACCCCAGUAAUGGGGACCAGGAACUUUUCAUGUAGUUCUGAUAUAACCUAAAGUUUGACAAAAAAAUUCUAAUAUGGCUUCAUGGAGACUAUAAUUGUAGUGUAUUUGACAUAUUGUCAGUCUAUAGUAUUGGACAUGUAGACAUGUUUUGCCUAUGGGGAAUUUGUGGAACUUUGUGUGGAGAACAGAUAAGGAGUUGGAUACGGAAAGUGAUACUGUGCCAAGAGGGGAGUUUUGUGAGUUUUCCAUCACAUUGACCAUCACACCCUUACUCUGGAGUCUCAAGAUGCCUACAAGUGAAGAAAGAUGCAAGACUUAAAGCACAGACAAGAUGCUCUGGUAACUCCACUGUGAGGUGGGCACUGAUUCCUUUGGGAUGAAAUGGCUAAGGCAGCAUCUAAAACAGACAAGGUCAUUUUGUCUUUAUAAAUCUUGUCUCUUCUGUAAAAACCCAAUAAUUAGAUAGAACUUACUGUAUUUUAAAAGGUACAAAGUCAUUUUUUAAAUGUGUGCUUAAAUAUUGAUAGAGCAUUGUUAAGUUUUGCUAGAGUGUAGUUAUCUGGUGACACUGCUACUGAAUAGUUCACAGGGAUGAGAGCCCUGACCUUUAUCACCCAAACAAGAUCUUAAGAACUAUAUGUGAGAUGGGUUGAUGUAACUUGGCUGUAUCUCUAGAGUUUAAUAGAGUGGAUAAUUCAUUAAGAGCUGAAAUAUGAAACAUUAAAUUCUUAGAAAGGAUAGUUAUAAUUAGACCAGCCUGUCACAUGAGGCAACAGUAAGAGGAACCUCAAGGGACUUGAGGAAUAUCUUCAGGGUGUAGACAAAUGUACAGAUUUGUAGACCCUGGUGAAGAAAUCCAGUCAAGUCUCUGAGACCAAAAGUUUAAGAAGCUGUUGCAAGCUAUACUCUCCUUGGCAAGAAGUAGGCCUAGUAGCUCACCAGUUCCCUCAUAAUAUUCUGACAGCUACUUUGAAGAUUUGGCACCAUCUUGGAGCCUUUGGAUCUGGACAAAUGGGGCAAAAUAAUUCUUUGAGGCCUCAACUUGUGCACUUGCCUAGAUCCCAGACAUCCUUUCUCUUAAACAAGUAGGCAGGUUUUAAACAGCAUGGUAGCUGACCAGUUAAAGGGGUUGCUGUUCAGUCAGGAACAGGACAGAAACCUGAGACCCACCUACUGUCUAGCUUUUAACAUCACCCCAACCCAAAGAUACUGGUGGACUUUCCAUGCAUCACCUAGUUAAACGGAAUUGAUUUCCUAGCAUUCUUACCUAGUAAAGUCUUUCCUACUGCAACAGUAUAUUCCCUUAAACCCAAAUGAACAAUGAGCACCAUGCUUCUUCUUUCUCUUGUGGUAAACAAACAUAUUAAAACAAAUCACAGACCCUCUGCUUACUAGAUUCAAGAACAAACCAAAACUCUACUCCUGAUCCAGAACUUUGAGCCUUUUGCUUCUAAGUCCAUGUUUGAUCUUCUUUGGAGAGACUGAGAAUUGUGUCCCUAUUUCAGCCAUAUCCUAGACCCCUUCAACUAGGCAAUUUCAGAAAUAGGAAAAAAAGUUUGGGAAGGUGUCUUGUUGCCAAGGAGAGAGGAGAUGACUUAGAGGAUGAGACAGUUGUUGUUGGGGUUUUAUUGUUGUUUGUUCAUUCACAGAGGGUCUAGCUCACAAGAGCUUCAUAGAAAGGAUAAUAACCACCAUUUUUGUAGGAAUCUCAUUCCCAUCUCCCUUCACCAAUAAAAAGCAGAAUGCAAGUUAGUAGGGAGCCCUAAAUCGAGGUUUGUGAUCACAUGUCCCAUCUCUUUACAGGAUCACUUCAGUCUGUUUAGUGUUUCUGAACCUGGUUCAUCCAAGAAACAGGAAUGAAGCGGGACCACAGACCCAGAGUGCAUUUAAGUCUCCCUGUAUGUGUAUGUGUAGACCCUGGAACACGUAUAAGACAGGGAGAAUGUGGGGAGCAUGGGCUCGGCAGGAACUCUGGGAUAUCUCAAGAAUGGCUUUCUUCUUGGCUGUGCUUGGGGGCAAAGACAGAUGGGCAGCUGGACGGGAGUGUUUGGAGUUCUUCAUAUCAUGACAGUAGCAUGUAUUUCUGACCCAGGUGUGCCAGCUUGGGCAAGUCAGGAACCAUCGCUGAAGUAUGGGGAGGACAGGGAUGCACUGGAGCAAUGGGAUGGAUACAAGAGUGGAGUCCAAGAGCUCAGCACAGUGUCUGGCAUCUGGUGUGUAUGAGGCACCGUACUGACUAUCACUGUCAGUAUGUGUUGUUACACAGCCCGAGAACUGGUAAGGGGCUUUCCCAGUGAGCAUUGCAGGCAGCCUCACUCACUGAGUAACAAGAGCCUUUCACAUUAAAUAGUUUUUCCCCAUCACACCAAAGUCUGAAGUUCAGGAAGGAUUUGACCUCACGCAGGUGAAAAGCCUUAAAGGACGAUAUGGUUUAAACCUCAGAAUCAUAGCUGGUAUCUAUGUAUCUGCCUUGGUCUUUGACUGCUUCUACUAGGACAUGAAAACAUGGAUUGGCACCUGCAGAGUGGCUUUCAAUGGCUGUCUAAGUGUUUUUAAUGACCCUUCAGUUCUUAACAUAUGCUUAAUGUUGUGCUGUGAGCGUUCUCCCAUCUUCUUAGAUCCUCACAGUAACCACAAUAGGCAAGCAUCUUCAUUCUACAUAUGUGAAAGCUAAGGGUAUAAACCAUGUGAGAUUCCAAACUAAAAAGACUGCCAUGGUCUCAGAAGAGGGUGCUGUCCUGUGCAAACGUUAAACUGGAUAUCACAAUGUAUGUUUGCUGAGUCUCCUUUCCCACAAAUUGUAGAGCAUGUCUGCAGUUUCUCAGUUGUUUUAGAUUGUACGUCUAGCACGAUGGUGCAUGCAACUAGAGGGCCGGCAUGGUACCAGAACAACACAAUAUAAUUCGCUUACGCCAUGCCUUCAAGGUGCUGGACUUGGUAGCCAUCAAGGGAUAGCUUUAAACAAAAAGACAGAAAUUUGGCACAGGAACUUGGAGAUAUGAUGUCAUCCCCUAGCAGAGCAUAGCAGGAGAAAGCAUGCUACCAUACAGCAAUUCUCAGUUUCCAAGGCAGUUCACGGAAUGUUGGUGCUGUGACUUCAAACCUGAUCUCAAUGUUCUAGAAUCUGCCUAACACCCGGCUGUUUCUCAGUUUAUACAUACACUUGGGGAGGAAAGAAUGUUUUUUAACAAAAUGACUGGUUCUCACAAAACUGUCUUGCCUCUUCUAAACGUCACAUUUGAUACUAACAAUACGAUUUAAGAGCAUGUAAUGCCUUGGAGGCACACAACCUGACCAUUGCCUUAGGAUUGUCACUGUUGUAAAGGCACAUGUUGGAACACAUCCAGUCCUGCUGACCUGUAGAUAAUUAUUUUUCUCUAAAUGAACUGUACAUUUAUCUAAAUAAAAAUUUAUUUUUGA